UGGGGCCCGAAGCGUCGUCCGGCGUAUUUUUGCGUGAGUUGGCCCACGUUGAACCGAGAAGAUAUUAGUGUGAUCGACGCGCACCAUUGCUAACUGACCCGACAAUAACGCGCCCGCGACUUGGAAGUAUCAUCAGAAAAUUUUUUUUCAAUUGACUUAGCCCACUCCGAUAAUUCGAAAUUGUGAUGUCACAUCAUUGGGGAUACUGCAACGAAAAUGGACCAGAAACUUGGUUGGAUCUAUAUCCUGCAGCAAGAGGUGAACAUCAGAGUCCUGUUGACAUCAAACCAGUAGAUCUCAAAUUGUUGGAUAGCAAUAAGAAGUUAGAAUGGCAGUAUACACCCGAAAAAGUGAAGGAUAUACGGAAUACCGGUCAUGCUUGGCAAGUGGAUAUAAUACAAGGAGGAUCAUCUCUAUCCGGGGGACCUAUGAAAGGAAAAUAUGAACUGGCCCAAAUUCAUUGCCACUGGGGUGAAAAGGAUGAUGAAGGUUCAGAGCACUCUAUAGAAGGAAAAAAAUUUGCUGCAGAGUUGCACAUGGUUCACUGGAAUUCCUCAAAAUACUCUUCUUUAGAAGAGGCUGCAGAACAUCCUGAUGGAUUUUGCGUGUUUGGAGUAUUCUUGAAGCCUGGGGCAAAACAUGAAGAACUUGAUAAGAUAGUAGCCCAACUACCAAAAAUUCAAUUCAAAGGUCAAAGAGCAGAAUGCCCAGCUCUAAAUCCUGCUAAUUUGUUACCAAAAGAUAUGAGCUACUACACGUACUGUGGAUCGCUUACCACUCCACCCUGCUUAGAAUGCGUAAUAUGGAUUGUAUUCAAGGAACCCAUCGAAGUUUCACAAGAACAGUUAGCAGCCUUCAGAAAUCUGAAGUUCCAUCCACAAGAAGAGGACUGUCCCUGUAAAGACUGCGAUGGGUCAAUCAAGGCUAACUCGAGGCCAACCCUACCUUUGGGCCCACGAGAAGUUCUUGAGGGGUGCUGAUAUGUUUGAAAUAAUUGAAAACUGAAAAUAUACAGUUUCAGAAAUAGCACCGUGUUUGGAGAAGCACUGAUUAUUUUGAUACACAUAAUUAAAUGUUUUAUUGAAGAUGUAUAAUUCUGAGAGCAAUCUCCAUGACAGUUUAUAAUUUAUUACUUGAGAGUACAAUAGAAGAGUUACCUAUAGAUCAACAAUGUGACAUAAUGAAUAAAAGUUUUCAAAUAC
Molecule: messenger RNA, 1202 nt
Organism: Harmonia axyridis
Lineage: Eukaryota; Metazoa; Arthropoda; Insecta; Coleoptera; Coccinellidae
Gene: CAH1
Product: carbonic anhydrase
Exons: 7
Coding region: 186-980 (264 amino acids)
Cellular component (GO): cytoplasm
Molecular function (GO): carbonate dehydratase activity; zinc ion binding
Source: RefSeq, a predicted model, not a curated record